Molecule: messenger RNA, 975 nt
Organism: Australozyma saopauloensis
Lineage: Eukaryota; Fungi; Ascomycota; Pichiomycetes; Serinales; Metschnikowiaceae
Exons: 1
Coding region: 1-975 (324 amino acids)
Source: RefSeq, a predicted model, not a curated record
AUGGCCGAGCACAAAGCCAAGUACCCCAUUAAAAGCGAGGACAUCACUCAAAAGAUUCUAGAUAUUGAAAUACGGGAGGCGACAAGAGAAACGCUCAUCAAAUCGUGUCUCAUCAAAGCUUUCGAGCUUGCAACAAACAAUCGCCUGAAAAAGAGUAAGCUGUCUCAUCUGUCCACAUCCCCACACAAGGACUGGUCCAAUGCUUCACAGGAACAAACUUUAAAGAAACUCAACGAGUUUGAGCGUAGAGUCUUCGUACUAAAACUGGAGUUAGCUACCAAAGAGCAUGCCCAUGAAGCCAAGCUAGAUCAACUCAACAACAUCAUUGACAAGCUUCAAUCUCGAAUCGAUGAACUGGAAGCCUCGAAGAAAAAAGAGUCACAGAUUUCGUCGCUCAAAACAAUGCACUCGCCCCGGGCUAGGUUCACACCCCAAGCAGGGCCAACACGUUCAAGUCAGGCGGAGAAAAGAAUGCCUGCGAUAAGCCACUCACCUUUUGCGGGAGAUACCUCAUCCAAGAGCCUCUUCGUGGGUUCUGAUCUUGCAAGAAUUGCGUCCAAGGCAACCCUCAAGUUGUCAAAAGAUAGGGAAGCCCGCCCGGAAACCAAUCUAUUCUCUCCCAACAACUCAAGUGCUGAGUCUACACCUUUAAAGUCUGUCCGAAAACUGGAUCUGAAUGUAUCUAGCACGUCUAUACUAGGGUCGUCAGAAGUUGAGGAUACCUUCCAGACCGCCAAUGGCACUUUCGGAGACGGCGCGGAGAAGAAGAAGAAACGUAGAAUCAAGUUGUUGUCAUCGCAGGCAUCCAAAGUACUGGUCUCAGAUGAUCUCAAUCCCGAAGAGGAUGUCAAUUCAUUGGAUUAUUAUCUAGAUGCAAACUUCCAAGAUGAAACACACCAGGCUACUACAGCCAAAAGAACACUCGAAGACGGACAGGAGCCGGCGCCGAAAAAGAGACAUGUAUUUAAGAUAUGA